AUGACGUUGCCUUAUGAUCAAAGAUGGACAGACGCCCGUAUUUACGGGCAUUUCCCGGACGAUCUUGUCCAGACCUUCUCUCAUCAGGCUCCUGAUCUCGGCUGGAGCGGCGCAUCUGCAGAAAUUGCAGAAUUUGAAGGGUCUGUGCCCAAUGAUGUACCUAUCUCAUCCUACCUGGCGCCUCGCACCCAGGUGAAUGUCUUGGCAAUGCAGGGAGGCUCUACUCGUGCCACGUCAACUAGCGUACCCCACCAACAGGGUACCUCAAAUCCUACAUUUGCGGAAUCUUCGAAUUUCCCAUGGCAAUCAGCUGUAAUUUCUCGGGGGCGAAAUAAUGCGCGGAGCCAAGCUAGAGAAAGUCAAGUUAGCUGUUCACCGCGGCAUAUCUCCAACGAUCCAGAGUGCGGAGGUGAUCCAGAGUUUCAAUGCAAGUGGGAAGGCUGCAGCUACCAAGGCACUUUCAAGCGGGAAUCCUCCCUUGUUCGCCACAUUCGGAAUUUACACAUCAACCCUCUUGCUCAUCCAUGUCCAGUGCCAGGCUGUGGCAAGUUUUUCAAUCGUGUUGAUAAUCUGCUUCAGCAUAUGCGAAACAAUCACUAUACUUAUUAA
Messenger RNA from Penicillium antarcticum, 609 nucleotides. RefSeq lists its product as uncharacterized. The transcript is spliced from 2 exons. Lineage: Eukaryota; Fungi; Ascomycota; Eurotiomycetes; Eurotiales; Aspergillaceae. The record is from RefSeq and is a predicted model, not a curated record. Gene Ontology annotation, biological process: regulation of transcription by RNA polymerase II. Bases 1 to 609 code for a protein of 202 amino acids. Gene Ontology annotation, cellular component: nucleus. Gene Ontology annotation, molecular function: DNA-binding transcription factor activity, RNA polymerase II-specific; RNA polymerase II cis-regulatory region sequence-specific DNA binding.